Molecule: messenger RNA, 2238 nt
Organism: Cercopithifilaria johnstoni
Lineage: Eukaryota; Metazoa; Nematoda; Chromadorea; Rhabditida; Onchocercidae
Source: the annotation of a GenBank genome assembly
AUGGAACUAUUGAAAUGGAAACGUUGUGCAAAUAUUUUCGACUUAUCAAACGAUUAUUAUUGUGUUACUAUGUUUACGCACAAACCGGAAAAUUUAACGAAACAAUGUCGUUUACCCACUAAAGAUUUCUGGCUCAUCAUUUUUUACAUUACAGAUAUGGCCAAUAGCGCGUACUAUGUAAAACUGAAUGAUACGUUACUUUCCGGAAGACGAUUCACUGGCCGCAGUGGAAUAUCAACAUCGGAGCCAAUAGGAGAAAAUGAUUCGAGCUAUUUCAAACUAUUGGAAGCAGAUGGCGAUUCGCUCCUUAUUGGUGCAAGAGAUAGAGCCUACAAUUUAUCAAUGGCAAAUCUACAAGUAUUACACGUGUUAGAAUGGGUACCGCCGGGACAAACGAUCGAGGAUUGUCUUAUGAAAGGCAAAAGUCGGUUGGAAUGUCAUAACUACAUUCGAGUUAUGGUACGACAAUCCAAUGGACGUAGCCUUAUUUGUGGCACACAUGCAUAUUCGCCCAAAUGUCGGGAAUACGCUUAUUCAGAUGAUGAUCGCAUGCUACAACAAAGACGGCAGUUCGAUGGACAAGGAAUUGUACCUUACGAUCCAAAACACAAUUCUACCGCGGUUUACAUCGCCGAUGCCAAUGAAAUCUAUACGGGAACAGUAUCAGAUUUUGCUGGCAAUGAUCCACUUAUUUACAGGAAAAGAUUAUCAGAUGACGAAGGAUUAAGAACACAACGAGAUGACCUUAAAGUACUCGACUCACCAAAUUUCGUGGCAUCAUUUAUUUACGGCGACCAUGUUUAUUUUUGGUAUCGCGAAUGGGCUGCUGAAGCUAGCGAUGGCGAUCGACAGAUCUAUGCUCGAGUUUCGAGAGUUUGUAAAAAUGAUCGCGGCGGUGCCCGUCCAGCUCAUGAGCGCUGGACAUCGUAUGUAAAAGCGCGACUAAACUGUUCAAUCUCGGCAAAUACGCCAUUUUAUUUCAAUGAACUGCAAGCGGUGACCGAACCGACAACAACAACAGAUGGUUCUUCUUAUGUAUAUGCUGUUUUUUCAACACCCGAAAGCAGUGUCCAAAUGUCAGCUGUAUGUGCAUAUCGAAUGGAAACUAUCAAGCGGGUUUUUGAUUAUGGACAUUUUAAAAUUCAAAAAACUGCUCAAAGCUUUUGGAUACCUCACAAACCGCACGAAAGUAUACCUAUUUCAAGACCUGGGUCGUGCGUUGCGGAUUCCUCAAAGUUAUCGGAAAAUAUUGUUUCGUUCAUCGCACGCAACCCAUUGAUGCACGAAGCGGUCCCUGCGGUACGUUCAAGACCAAUCCUCGUUCAAGGACCCGAACAUGCGUCAUUCACGCAGAUCGCCGUUUUACCUAAAGUUCAUUCGGUUAAAAAAGGGGUGACACGUAACGCCUUGUAUAUUGGUACUUCGGAUGGACGUGUCCUGAAGGUCUAUGAUUCUCAAGAUGGUCCUACGACAGUUGUUCAGUCAGUAAAAGUUUUCUCCAAAAAUUUGCCGAUUAUUAAUUUGAUGGCUAUCAAUGACCAGUUGAUUGUGGUAAGUUCAGACGAAAUAGCAGCAAUUCCAUUGGAAUACUGUUCAGAACAACGAAAUUGUGCAGGUUGCGUGCAUUUGCAAGAUGCACAUUGUGCAUGGGAUUUAGAUAGUGCUCGUUGUGUUGGUCGAAGCACAUGGUCAGGAGAAAAUUUCGUCCAAAACAUAGUUCUGGGACAGUCGGAACAAUGUCCUGAAGGUGCCGUGGACCCGGACUACUAUGCGGUUGAUGAGUUACAUUCGGAUCGGGUCAUUUCAAUGGACGAAAUAGCGAAUAAUUCUGGUUGUGCACGACUUGUCGUAGUUGUGUUGAUAACGAUGACUAUUGCCUCAGUUUGCGGCUUCUUUGUUGGCUAUCGAUUAUCCAGGUGGAGAUUAAUACGGGAUGGUCAGCCUCAUUCAUCCAGUUCUUCCACAGGAAGUUAUGAUUCGUAUGGACGUGCUCGGUUGACACGUCAUGAUUCCUUAGCUGGUGCCAAAUCGGAGCAUGUUUAUGGUGCAGGACCUGUAAAGGAUGCAGUAUCAUUAGUUUCAGCCAUACCUCAAAAUGGUACAAUAUUUUUGAAUCCUAGUAGUAAUAUAAAUUCUGGCUUUGCAACAUCUAAACUUUCUGUAGAAAAAAAUCACAUAACAUGUUUGAAUAACAGUACGUUACCAAGGGACUAUAAAGUUAAAAAAGUUUAUUUAUAG